UUUAAUAGACGUUGGACAUGUUUUGCCGCUUCUUCUCACCGAGUCACUAUAUAAAUGCUGUGCACCGCACACCAUCAAUAUUAACUUUUCUUUCGAUAUUUCCAAACAAACAAGAAAAAAAAAAAAAAAAAACAUUUUAGCUAACGAAGUACAAAGUAGUUGUAAUGAGAGUAACCCAUCCAGAUAGUAUGAAUGAUACGACGGAGAAAGAGGCCGGGGCGGUGGAGGCGGAGGAGGUGGAGGUGGAGCGGAGGUGGGCUGCUUUACAGCGGCUGCCUACUUAUACAAGCAUAAGAAAAGGGUUGUUGAGGCUAGUGAUUGAUGAUGGGAAAGUUGAUAUUAAGGAGAUUGAUCUUCAAAAGUUGGGGAAGCAAGAGAAAAAAGUUUUGAUUGAAUCUCUCCUCAAAGGUAUUCAAGAAGAUACUGAGAAUUUCCUCAGAAAACUCAGAGAUAGAAUUGAUCGGGCUGCAAUUAAAAUUCCAAAUAUUCAAUUGAGAUACGAGCAUCUGUCCGUGGAAGGAGAAGUACAUGUAGGAAGCAGAGCCUUGCCCACUUUGCUUAAUUCUUCUAUGAAUUUUCUAGAGACAAUUCUUGGGUUGAUACGACUAACCCCAUCAAAGAAGAGGACCAUCAAGAUACUCCAAGAUGUCAGUGGAAUUGUUAAACCAUCUAGGAUGACAUUGCUUUUGGGACCUCCAGACUCUGGAAAAACUACAUUACUACAAGCACUCGCAGGGAAGCUAGAUGAAGACCUUAAGGUAACUGGAAUGAUAACCUACAAUGGGCAUGAGUUGACAGAAAUUAAUCCCCAUAGAACGAGUGCUUAUAUCAGUCAACAUGAUCUUCACUUUGGAGAAAUGACAGUAAGGGAGACACUCGAUUUUUCAGGACGAUGUUUAGGGGUUGGAACUCGGUAUAAGUUGUUGGAAGAGCUGUUAAGACAAGAGAAGCAAUCAGGGAUCACACCUGAUCUUGAUAUUGACGUCUUCAUGAAGGCCAUAGCGAUUCCAGGUCACGAAAGUGGUCUAAUUACUGAUUAUGUCCUCAAGUUACUUGGAUUGGAUAUAUGCGCGGAUACCAUGGUGGGUGAUGAGAUGAGGAGGGGCAUCUCGGGUGGUGAGAAGAAACGUUUAACCUUAGGUGAAAUGUUGGUUGGACCAACAAAAGUGUUCUUAAUGGAUGAAAUUUCAACCGGGUUGGAUAGCUCCACUACUUUUCGAAUAUGCAAGAAUUUAAGAGAUAUAGUUCAUAUGUUGGAUGUAACAAUCGUCAUAUCUCUUCUGCAACCGAAUCCUGAGACGUAUGACCUAUUUGAUGAUAUCAUUCUUCUUAUUGAAGGUCACAUUGUCUAUCAAGGUUCGUGUGAAGAUGUUCUGGAUUUUUUUGAAUACAUGGGAUUCAAGUGCCCGGAAAGAAAAGAAGUCGUUGAAUUUUUGCUAGAGGUUACUUCAAAGAAAGACCAAGCACAAUACUGGUCACCUAAGCACCAGUCUUCACAUAAAUAUAUUUCUGCUCACGAGUUUGCUCAAGCCUUCAAAUCUUUCCGAAUUGGGCAGAAACUAGCAUCGGAUCUAUGCAUUCCUUAUGACUCUAAAUCUAAAGCAACGCAAUCGGAUCUUUCGAAAGAGUUGUAUGGUACCUCCAGUUGGAAACUAUUAAAGGCAUGUUUCGCAAGGGAGUGGAUGUUGAUGAAGAGGAAUUCUUUUGUGUACGUCUUCAAAACUACUCAAUUAACAAUCAUGUCAUUGAUUACCAUGACGGUGUUUCUAAGGACAACAAUGCAUCAUGAAACAGUGGCCGAUGGAGGGAAAUACUUGGGAGCUUUAUUUUUCAGUCUCAUGAAUAUGAUGUUUAAUGGAAUGGCUGAAUUUCCUAUGACAGUCCUUAGCCUUUCGGUUUUUUACAAACAAAGGGACCUUUUCUUCUACCCUGCUUGGGCUUAUGCCUUGCCUGUUUGUGUCCUACGAAUACCACUGUCAUUCGUUGAUUCUACUAUUUGGACUGUCAUCACUUAUUAUACAAUUGGCUUUGCUCCAGCAAUUAGUAGAUUUUUUUGCCAGUGGCUAGCACUCUUCUGCACAAAUCUGAUGGCAAUGUCCUUCUUUCGCUUGCUUGGUGCCGUUGGAAGGACAAUGGUUAUUGCUAGUACUAUCUGUACCUUAACCUUGCUGUCUGUUUUUGUUCUAGGAGGAUUCAUUAUUGCAAAAGAUGACAUUGCACCUUGGAUGAAAUGGGCAUACUACCUUUCGCCUAUGAUGUACGGACAAAAUGCUAUAGUUAUCAAUGAAUUUCUUGACAAACGAUGGAGCACACCUAAUAUGGAUUCAAGAAUCAAUGAACAGACCAUUGGCAAAGUCAUACUAUCGUCGAGAGGCUUUUUUAAACAACAAUAUUGGUUUUGGAUUUGCAUAGGAGCUUUAUUAGGAUUUUUUCUCAUCUUCAACUUAUUCUAUAUACUGUCAUUGACAUACUUAAAUCCUAUUAGUCAUUCUAGAACUAUACCGUUAGAUGAUGAUGAUGAUGAUGAGAUCCAAAAGGAGGUUACUCUUGUAAAGAGUAGUACUAGCUCUUUCGUCAAUGGUGGUCCAAAAAGAGGAAUGGUUUUGCAUUUUCAACCUCUUUCACUGACAUUCAACCAUGUAAAUUACUAUGUGGAUACGUCUGCUGAAAUGAAAGGCCAAGGUUACAAUGAAGAUCGUCUUCAGUUGUUACGUGAUGUUAGUGGUGCUUUAAGGCCGGGGAUAUUAACAGCACUAGUUGGUGUAAGUGGUGCGGGGAAGACCACAUUGAUGGAUGUGCUCGCCGGAAGAAAAACUGGUGGCCAUGUCGAAGGAAGCAUCAAGAUCUCAGGGUACCCCAAAAAUCAGGCAACUUUUGCUCGGAUUAGUGGUUAUUGUGAACAAAAUGACAUCCAUUCACCCCACGUAACUGUCUAUGAAUCCCUUUUAUACUCGGCUUGGCUUCGUCUUUCUGCAGAAGUGGACAUAACAGCAAGAAAGCUGUUUGUUGACGAAGUAAUGGAUCUGGUGGAGCUUAAACCAUUAAAGGAUGCUCUAGUUGGCCUUCCCGGGGUGAGCGGCCUUUCAAUAGAACAAAGGAAAAGAUUGACAGUAGCAGUAGAGUUAGUUGCUAAUCCCUCCAUUAUAUUUAUGGAUGAACCAACAUCCGGGCUUGAUGCUAGAGCUGCGGCUAUUGUUAUGCGCACUGUGAGAAAUACUGUGGAUACUGGACGAACUGUGGUUUGCACAAUUCAUCAGCCAAGUAUAGAUAUUUUUGAGGCCUUCGAUGAGCUUCUAUUGAUGAAAAGGGGAGGACAGAUAAUCUAUGCAGGACCCAUUGGUCACAACUCUUGUGAGCUAAUUAAAUACUUUGAAGCCAUUUCCGGAGUGCCAAAAAUUAAAGAUGGUUAUAAUCCAGCAACAUGGGUGCUUGAUAUCACUAGUCCUGAAGUAGAGUCUCAACUAGAUGUUGAUUUUGCAAAUAAUUAUGCAAACUCCCCGCUUUAUCAGAGGAAUCAAGAAUUGAUUAGAGAGCUUAGCACUCCUGCACCGAAUUCUAAUGAUCUCUACUUCCCAACUGAAUACUCUCAACCAUACCUAGUUCAAUUCAAGGCUUGUUUCUGGAAGCAAUAUUGGUCUUAUUGGAGGAACUCAGAAUACAAUCUUGCUCGAUUUGUCAUGACUGUUGUCAUAGGCCUUGUCUUUGGUGUUUUGUUCUGGAAUCAAGGAGGCAAAAUAUCUAAAGAACAAGACUUGAUGAAUCUCCUAGGUGCCAUGUAUUCGGCUGUACUAUUCCUUGGAGGUACUAACACUUCUGCUGUGCAAGCUGUUGUUGCUACCGAAAGGACAAUAUUUUAUCGCGAAAAAGCAGCAAGGAUGUACUCGGUGCUACCCUAUACGUUUGCUCAGGUUGCAAUAGAGGGAAUUUACAAUGUGAUACAAACUCUUGUUUACACUCUUAUCCUCUACUGCAUGAUUGGAUUUGAAAGGAACAUCGAGAAAUUCCUGUACUUCUACUUCUUCAUCUUAAUGUGCUUCCUUUACUUCACACUAUAUGGAAUGAUGCUCGUUUCUCUUUCACCGGGUCAUCAAAUUUCCGCCAUUAUAAUGAAUUUCUUCCUCGGCUUUUGGAACAUAUUUGCUGGUUUUUUGAUUCCUAGACCGCAAAUACCAAUUUGGUGGAGAUGGUUUUACUGGGGUUCCCCAGUUUCCUUGACAUUAUAUGGUCUCGUGACAUCACAAGUUGGCGACAUCGAAUCUACUCUUCUUGUGCCAGGAGGUAGCAACAACAUAUCCGUUAAGGUUUUCCUGAAAGAAUACUUUGGUUAUGAGUAUGAAUUCCUGCCUUACAUUGUUGUGGCACAUCUUGGUUGGGUCCUUUUCUUCGUGUUUGGCUUUGCUUAUGGCAUGAAAUUCAUGAACUUUCAAAAGAGAUGAAUUAAGGAUGAAGUUCAUGAACUUUCAAAAGAGAUGAAUUAAGGAUUCAAAAUUUUUCCUUAAUUUAAUGAUUUUGGGGGGAAUGAAUUAUAUGUAAAUGUGGGUAUACUUAGUAACGUGUUGUAAUCGUUAAAUGUAAAUGGAAUAAAUAUCACCAAAUGCCAAGUAAUGAUGAAGUAAAGUAGGUAUUAUAUGAUUGAA
This is a messenger RNA of Chenopodium quinoa (quinoa), 4637 nucleotides long. Its product is annotated as ABC transporter G family member 34-like. Gene Ontology annotation, cellular component: membrane. The record is from RefSeq and is a predicted model, not a curated record. The coding region runs from base 165 to 4436 and encodes 1423 amino acids. The transcript has 20 exons. Gene Ontology annotation, molecular function: ABC-type transporter activity; ATP hydrolysis activity; ATP binding. Lineage: Eukaryota; Viridiplantae; Streptophyta; Magnoliopsida; Caryophyllales; Amaranthaceae.